AUGCCAGGCGUCAAAGACAUGGCAGAAAAACCGCCACCUAGCGCCCCGACGGGCCAACAGCAAUCGCAACAGCGACAACAAAACCCACCACUACCAAACAGCACUCAACCACAGCAGCAGCCACAAGAACGACCACGAUCCCCGCCCCCACCACCGACAAGCCCCAUAUCACCCUCCACCCGGCUGCCCCCCGACAUCGCGCCUGCCGUCCCCGUUCCGACCGCGACCGGCAGCAGCACGCGCUACACGGCCGUCCCGUCCCCGUCCGCCGUGUCAUUUUUCGCCGCCAACCGCCCUGCCCUGACGCACCUGUCGCAGCCGGACCAGAACGCGGGCCCCGCACUUCAAGCGGGGACGUCGACGUCAUCACAGGCGCAGCCGCCUCUGGACGCUCCCCCGCCGCCCAGGCCGCUCGACUUUGACACGAACCCGGACGUCCUCGCCAUCAAGUCGGCCAUCUCCAUCCUGCAGAUCCAGCGCGCCCGCGCCCAGGCCGACAUCGCCGCUUUGGGGCGCGCCAAGGACGCCGCGCUGCGGGAACCCCUCGCCUUUGUGGACGACCUGCGCGCCGGGAGGGUUGCGACCGCGCCCGAGGCGCCGACUCUGUUUGAUCCGUUUGCACCCCUGGGCGAAGACGACGACGAUUCCGAUUCCUCGUCGGACGAGGAUGCAGCAGCGGCGGCCGACGCCAGCGCCACAAAGGGCAAGCAGCCAGCAGGGACGGCGUCGUCGAAACCUGCCAACCAGCGGGGGAAGGACCCGUCGCCGCCGUGGCGCAACCUCCCCAAGCCUCAGAACGUCGUGCGCUGCCCGCCGAUAAACUGGUCGCAGUACGCCGUCGUCGGCGAGUCGCUCGACAGGCUGCACAACGAGCAGGUGGCGCGCCCCAACCCCGGCGCCCCCGCCGUCGUGGGCCCCGGUGGAGUCUACGAGUUCAAGGGCGGCUCGUCUUCCCAGGCUGGAGCUCCCGGACCGAGGUUCGUCGGCGUCGCUGCGCCCUACGACCCGCAGCGCGACAAGAUCGAGAAGAAGCCCAGGAAGCAAAAGGGCACUGCGGUCUGA
Pyricularia grisea is the source of this 1062-nucleotide messenger RNA. RefSeq lists its product as uncharacterized. NCBI's taxonomy places the organism in Eukaryota, Fungi, Ascomycota, Sordariomycetes, Magnaporthales, Pyriculariaceae. The record is from RefSeq and is a predicted model, not a curated record. The coding region runs from base 1 to 1062 and encodes 353 amino acids. The transcript has a single exon.